Molecule: messenger RNA, 2169 nt
Organism: Phasianus colchicus (ring-necked pheasant)
Lineage: Eukaryota; Metazoa; Chordata; Aves; Galliformes; Phasianidae
Source: RefSeq, a predicted model, not a curated record
AUGACGUUGCACCUGCACAACAACCGCAUCCAGCGCCUGGGGGCGAAUGGCUUUGAUGGGCUGCACAACCUGGAGACGCUGGAUCUCAAUUACAACGAGCUGCUGGAAUUCCCAGGGGCCAUUCGGACGCUGGGCCGACUGCAGGAGCUCCAUUUUUAUGACAACCCCAUCCAGUUUGUUGGACAGUCUGCCUUCCAGUACUUGCCAAAGCUACACACUCUGUCUCUCAACGGUGCAACGGACAUCAGAGAAUUCCCAGACCUAAAAGGCACCACCAGCCUAGAAGUUUUGACGCUGACCAGGGCAGGCAUCCGCCUCCUCCCCAGAGCCGUGUGCCAGCAGCUGCCCAACCUGCGCAUCCUAGAGCUGUCACACAACAAAAUCGAAGAGCUGCCCAGCUUCCACCGGUGCCAGCGGCUGGAGGAGCUUGGUCUCCAGCACAACAGAAUCCACGAAAUCGGAGCGGACACCUUUGUGCAGCUGACAGCCCUGCGCUCCAUAGACCUGAGCUGGAAUGACAUCCAUUUCAUUCACCCCGACGCCUUCGUGACGCUGCGCUCGCUCACCAAGCUGGAUCUGUCAGACAACCGGCUGGCGGUGCUGCCGCUGGGUGGAUUGGGCAGCCUGACCCACCUGAAGCUGCAGGGCAACCCAGCACUCUCUGAGCCCUUUUCCAAGGACAGCUUUCCCAAAUUAAGAGUCCUCGAGGUACCUUACGCCUACCAGUGCUGCGCCUAUGGAAGCUGCAGUGGGUUCUUCAGAGCAUCCAACCAGUGGGAGGCAGAAGGCGCGAGCCCUGAGGAUGAAGAUCCCCACAGGAGGGCCCUGGAGCUCUUCCCAGGUCACACAGACAACCACUACGACCUUGAAGCAGAUGAGCUCCAGCUGGACCUUGAGGACUCAAAGCUGCACCCCUCUAUCCAGUGCACGCCCAGCCCUGGCCCCUUCAAGCCUUGUGACCACUUGUUUGAGAGCUGGAUCAUUCGCCUGGGCGUCUGGGUCAUUGUUCUGGUCUCGGUGCUCUGCAACGGGCUGGUGGUCCUGGCUGUCUUUGCCUCUCCCAGCUAUCUCUCUCCAGUUAAGUUUGUCAUCGGCUCCAUAGCCGGGGCCAACACGCUGAGCGGUGUUUCCUGCAGCAUGCUGGCUCUCGUCGAUGCCCUGACCUACGGCCACUUUGCACAGUUCGGCGCCAGGUGGGAGAGUGGCACGGGCUGCAGGGUGACCGGCUUCCUGGCCGUGUUCUCCUCCGAAGCCGCCAUCUUCCUGCUGACAUUGGCUGCAGUGCAGUGCAGCGUUUCGGUCUCCUGCGCGCGGGGCUGCAGGAAGGCACCCCCCCUUGGCAGGGUGAAGGCUGCGGCGCUCGGCUGCCUCUUGCUGUCCUCCGUGGCCGCAGUUCUGCCUCUCUUCUCCAUCGGGGAAUACGGAGCAUCCCCGCUGUGCCUCCCAUACCCCAUCCCGGGUGGGAAACCUGCCACCCUGGGCUUCACCGUGGCCUUGGCGAUGACGAACGUGCUCUGCUUCCUGGUGGUCACAGGCACCUACAUCCGACUGUACUGCAGCCUGCUGAAGGGCGACUGCGGCGCUGUCUGGGACUGCGCCAUGGUCAAGCACGUGGCCUGGCUGAUCUUCACCAACUGCCUCCUCUACUGCCCGGUGGCCUUCCUCACCUUCUCUUCCACGCUCAACCUCUUCCUCAUCACCCCGGAGGUCAUCAAAUCCGUCCUCCUGGUGGUCCUGCCCCUGCCCGCCUGCCUGAACCCCGUGCUCUACCUGCUCUUCAACCCCCACUGCAGGGAUGACCUCCGCCUGCUGCGGCAGAAGGGCCGGGACAGGGGCAGCUGCCCCCAGCCCUGCGGGCUCGACGACACAGAGAAAAGCUCCUACGACUCCACGCAGGCUCUGGUCAGCUUCUCUGACAUCGACCACAUAUUCGAGACGCCCGAUUCCCUGGGAGCGCACCCCAUCUUCGACAGCUACCGCUUCCCCUCCACGACGCUCGUGCCCUGCCAGCAAAGGAUGGGCGCCGGGGGGAGGGAGCGGGGCUGCUCCGAGCUCUGCCCCUGCCUCAGUGACAGCGCGGUACUGAUGGCUCCAGACAGCGGGGAGCCGACCGCCCGCAGCCCCCGGGCCGCCUCCUGCCCCCCCCCGCCCUACAUCUCUCACGUAUAG